UAUUAAUUCAUUUAUUUCUUUUUUAUUAGAUGUCUGAUCAGUCUGCGUCGUUAUUUGGUUCGUGCUGUUUUCAUUACGGAAAUGUUAAACUCACGAUGGGUACGGGGAGUUUUUUGAACGUAAAUACAGGGUGCAAAGCUUACGGUAGCCACUCGGAAGUGUAUCCCCUGGUUGCAUGGAAAAUGAACGAUGGUGAUACAAUUUUUAUGCAAGAAACAAGUUCAAAUGACACAGGGUCUCUUAUUGAAUGGAUUAUUAACACAGAAUUAAUUAAAAAUGCCCCUGAAUCAUCUGAAAUAGCGGAAAGUGCCCAGGGGAAUAACGGUGUAUAUUUUAUCCCUGCUUUUAGUGGGUUUUGGCUUCCAAUUAAUGAUCCUAACGCCACCUCUGGUUUUAUCGGCGUUACUCCUACUUCUACAAAGUGCCAUUUGGUGCGAGCUGUAUUAGAAAGUAUUGUUUUUCAAAUUUACCUUAUGGUCAAUGUAAUGAUAAAAGAACGAGUGGGAAAAUUUAAAAAAAUAAGGGUUGAUGGUGGUGUAUCCAAAAAUGAUUUUAUACUCAGCUCUCUUGCAAGUAUUCUUGAUAUGGAAAUUGAGAGAACAAUUUCUACAGAAAUGUCAGUACAGGGAGUCACAUAUGUGGCUGGUAUUAAGGCUGGUUUAUGGACUAAAGAAUAUUUAAGUAAAUUACCUCAAGAUAAAACCUUUACUCCUGACCUUAAAAAACGACAAUACUUCAAAAAGGAAUUUGAAACUUGGAUGCGGGCUGUGGAACGAUUUACAAAGUGGAAUUAGAAUAAGACGAAAGUAUUUUAAUAAACAUUAUAUUAAUAUUUUUUACACCUAAAUAAAAAUUUACAUAU
Molecule: messenger RNA, 862 nt
Organism: Agrilus planipennis (emerald ash borer)
Lineage: Eukaryota; Metazoa; Arthropoda; Insecta; Coleoptera; Buprestidae
Product: putative glycerol kinase 5
Exons: 7
Coding region: 30-794 (254 amino acids)
Biological process (GO): triglyceride metabolic process; glycerol-3-phosphate biosynthetic process; glycerol metabolic process
Cellular component (GO): mitochondrion
Molecular function (GO): glycerol kinase activity
Source: RefSeq, a predicted model, not a curated record